AUGGCACUCAGCAAGUCCGUUUGCUUCGUCGGCCUAGGCGCCAUGGGAGCCGGCAUGGCGAUCAACAUUGCCAAGUCUGGCACACCGCUGACCGUGUUCGACAUCCGGGACGAAGCAAUGCAGGCCAUCGUUCCGCACGGCGCCAAAGCGAGCAAAUCGACGCGUGAAGCAGCGCAAGGCGCUGACUACUUGGUUUUGAUGGUGAUCAACGACGCGCAAGCUCGGCAGGUGCUCUUCCAAGACGGCGCACUGGAGAGUCUCAAGGAGAAUGGCACGGUUCUGCUCAUGAGCACCAUCUCCCCCGCCACUUCGGCAGCUCUAGGGAAAGAGGUCGAAGCCAAGGGGCGCAAAUACGUCGACUGUCCUGUCUCCGGCGGUGCCGUCGGCGCCAAUGCCGGCUCGCUAACCCUGAUGGCCUCCGCAAAGAAGAGCGUCUACGACGACGUCGAACCGCUGCUGCGACUGAUGGGCACCAAUUUGUUCCACGUCGGGGAGAACUGUUCCGCGGGGCAGUCGAUGAAAGCGGUCAACCAAGUGCUCUGCGCUGUCCAUCUCGUUGCAGCGGCCGAAGCGCUGUCAUUCGCCAAGGCCAGCGGGAUCGACCCAAAGGUGGCACUGGAGCUGAUGUCAGGCUCGGCAGCACAGAGCUGGUUCCUGGAGAACCGCGGCAAGCGCAUGCUGCAGGAGGAGCCAGAGAUCAAGUCCGCGGUGAACAUCAUCGCGAAGGAUGCCGGCAUCGUCGUCAAUGCCGCGCGGGAAGUUGGAGCCGCGCUGCCGCUCACCGCGCAGGCGUUGCAGAUCAUUAACUCGUCUCAAGGCCGCGGCGAGGGCUUGCUGGACGACUCCCAGUUGAUCCGUGUUUACGACAUGCUCAACGGCUUGCGCGGAGCCACUGCCUAUCGCAAAUAG
Messenger RNA from Tilletiaria anomala UBC 951, 909 nucleotides. Its product is annotated as putative 6-phosphogluconate dehydrogenase. The transcript has a single exon. The record is from RefSeq and is a predicted model, not a curated record. The coding region runs from base 1 to 909 and encodes 302 amino acids. Gene Ontology annotation, molecular function: oxidoreductase activity; NAD binding; NADP binding. Lineage: Eukaryota; Fungi; Basidiomycota; Exobasidiomycetes; Georgefischeriales; Tilletiariaceae.